GGACGGUUUCGCGUGGACUGGAGUGCUGAGAGUUCCUUAUCCGACCUCGCACUUUUGGGCAGUAGCACACGCAGUGGUUUGUCACAUCUCCUGAGUGUACCUUUCGAGGAGCUGGACCAUUACCUCGAGGUAAAUGUUGAGGACCCUGUCACCAUGUUGCCCAAAUCCAGAAGAGCUCUCACAAUUCAGGAGAUCGCAGCACUUGCCAGAUCCUCACUUCACGGUAUCUCUCAGGUGGUGAAGGAUCACGUGACGAAGCCAACGGCAAUGGCACAGGGACGAGUUGCUCACCUGAUUGAGUGGAAAGGAUGGUGCAAACCUACAGACGCUCCCAGUGCCCUCGAGUCUGACUUCAACUCCUACUCAGAUCUGUCCGAAGGCGAGCAGGAAGCCCGCUUCGCUGCUGGUGUGGCAGAACAGUUUGCCAUUGCUGAGGCAAAACUUCGUGCCUGGUCUUCAGUAGAUGGAGACGAAUCGAAUGAUGAUUCAUACGACGAGGACUUUCUGUCUGCUCAUGAGCCCACCACACAGAGUACAGAUCUCUCUUCGUACCCUCAUUAUCUGCGUGACCUCAUGCACACUCGAGUUUGCGAGGCUCGGCUGCGUGAGGCUGAAAGUGGCGUGGCUGUCGACCUUUCACCUUCAGCAGGGUUACCAGGGUCGCCGCCAGACACACUGGGGUCCAGCACAUGCAGCCUGGACGAGACACACCCACUGCUGCGUGACCUCAGUCGCUGUGGUGAUGACCUCACUGCUAAGAUCCUGGGUGCUCUGCAUGGCAGAGAGGACCUCCUACUUUUGGCACGCCUCCAGCGGGCAGGGCAAAGGCAGGGCCACUCAUUCUCUGAGACAUUUGAAGAUGAUGAUGCGCCUUCCAAAGACUGCAGGGGCGGGGCUUGGUGCACACCAGAAUAUUCUGCACGGAGGAAAGUUUCAGAUGUUGCUUCAUCCGGCGUUGUGUCACUCGAUGAGGAAGAUGAAGAAGAAGCAGAUGAAGAUGCAGAGGAGGAAAGAGAGCAGUGA
This is a messenger RNA of Neoarius graeffei (lesser salmon catfish), 1023 nucleotides long. RefSeq names its product family with sequence similarity 131 member Ab (gene fam131ab). Lineage: Eukaryota; Metazoa; Chordata; Actinopteri; Siluriformes; Ariidae. The transcript is spliced from 5 exons. Bases 154 to 1023 code for a protein of 289 amino acids. The record is from RefSeq and is a predicted model, not a curated record.